UUGAAUUCACCACCUCUUGAUUCUGAGUCGAGACUCAAAGGGAGACAUGACCGUAUUGUCUUGUCAACUAUAUAAUAACAGGAAUUAAAAGUGAAGAUCGAAGUUUCUGAUCACUCUAGACAAUUUCGACUUCUCCGUUUCAUUUUCACACAGGAAGAAUAUCACGAGAAGUAUAUCAAUGGCUGCCCUUCAUCAACUUCUCCUUCUUGCUUUCGGGGUCGCCCUCGUCUCUCGACACAAUUGUAAUGGAAAAGUAAUGAUGGAGUAUAUUGGAGCCACCGGUGUCCCAGUGACCUUUGAUUCAGUCCCAAUAAAAGAUGGGAUUGAUUUCCAUUUCAUCUUAAGCUUUGCCAUCGACGCAGAUUCAUCAGGGAAUCCCCAGAACGGGAUUUUCUCACCCUACUGGGCCUCGUCUCUAAGUCCGGACUCAGUUACCCAGGUCAAGCAGGAUCACCCGAACAUCAAAGCCAUGGCGAGCCUCUCGGGAUGGGGCUUAGGUGACAAAGUUCUUCGUUGGUAUGAACCGAACAACACCCAUGAGUGGAUCUCAAAUGCUUUCAGUUCCCUCAAGUCUUUGAUCGCUUCUUACCAUCUCGAUGGCAUUGAUAUCGACUACGAGUCUUUCCCGAAGAAGAAAGCUAACUCCACCUUUGCAUUUUGCAUGGGCGAGCUAAUCACUAUGCUGAAGAAUCAGAGCGUUAUCUCCAUAGCAACCAUUGCCCCCUACCACUUGACCGCCCAUCCCUAUUACACCGACCUCUUCAACGGCUAUGGCUCGGUAAUCGACUACGUAAAUCAUCAAUUCUACACCGAUAAAGUGAGGACCCCGAAAGGGUACUUGGAGGCGUUUCAAUUGAGGGCAAGCCAAUUUGAUAAGGGCAAGUUGCUCCCAAGCUAUGAAGUGAAUGGAAGAGGCAUCCAAGGGGAUGCCUUCUUUGAUGCCUUAGGGCUUCUUGAGGAGAAUGGCUUUGAAAUCAAUGGGAUCAUGAUCUUCUCAGCCGACGCCUCUUCCGUUAAUGGAUACUAUUACGAGAAGAAAUCGCAACAGUUCUUGUUAAACUCUACUAGUGCCGAUCCUCCUAGCUAUUACUAUUGAGAUGAUAUCAACAGACUACGUCGUUAAUUGAUUAAUUCGUCGAGUAUGUUGGAAUGUCAUCUCGUAUGCUAGCUGUUACAUACGAGGUUAAUAAAUUUCCAGACC
Messenger RNA from Punica granatum (pomegranate), 1201 nucleotides. The record is from RefSeq and is a predicted model, not a curated record. NCBI's taxonomy places the organism in Eukaryota, Viridiplantae, Streptophyta, Magnoliopsida, Myrtales, Lythraceae.